UCCGCACCUUUUAGCCCCAGAAGCGUCUCGGAUCGGAUUAAGGAUGAAAAGGUGAAAGUUGGAUUUUGUAAAUCUGACACGCGCUAAUCCGAAACAAUUGAUGUGAACGGGCGAAGUGAUGUGAAGGAAACACAAGUUUGACAUCAAAUCCAAGAAAAAUGACUUCGGCUGAGAGGAUGCAUGUGGUCUGGAUUUUUCUCCUGUGUGUCGAGGAGGGAUUUUCCGUGGCACAGAAGACCAAAGAUGGAGGAUCGAAAGCGGUCCGACCCUCUCAACGGCCACAAAACUCUCGCAACUGUGGAAACUGGGUGCGAAACACAGAGGGAGGCAGCUUCAGCUCCCCAAACUACCCCAACACGUACCCUCCCAACAAGGAGUGCUUGUAUGUACUAGAAGCAAUGCCCCGCCAAAGGAUAGAGCUGCUGUUUCACGGGGCCUUCUACGUCGAGGCGUCGUUCGAGUGUCGUUUCGACCACAUAGAGGUGCGGGACGGCCCCUUCAGCUUCUCUCCGCUCCUCAAUCGAUUCUGUGGCUCGGCCAGUCCCGGACUCGUACUCUCCAGCGGCCGCUUCAUGUGGAUCCGCUUCUUCAGUGAUGAGGAACUUGAGGGGAGCGGCUUCCAGGUGCAGUACACCUUUACUGCAGACCCUGAAUUUCAUCUGCAUGUGGGAGGACUCCUUAACCCAAUCCCAGACUGUCAGUUCGAGCUGUCCGGGGCUGACGGCAUGAUCCGUUCCAGUCAGGUGGAGGAGGAAUACAAAGUGAAGCCCGAGCAGGCAGUGGACUGCAUCUGGACUAUACGAGCCCCAAAAAACCACAAGAUUUACCUACGCUUCCUGGAAUACCAGAUGGAAAACUCAAAUGAAUGUAAGAAGAACUUUGUGGCUGUUUACGAUGGCAGUAAUGCCAUUGAGGACCUAAAGGCCAAGUUCUGUAGUACAGUAGCGAAUGACAUCAUGCUGGACACUGGAUUGGGAGUGGUGAGGAUGUGGGCAGAUGAGACGAGCCGCCUCAGCCGCUUCCGGAUGCUGUUCACUUCAUUUGCUGACCCGCCCUGUGCAGGCAGUUCAUUCUUCUGCCACAGUAACAUGUGCAUCAACACUUCUUUGGUGUGCAACGGCAUACAGAAUUGCGUCUUUCCCUGGGAUGAAAGCAACUGCAAAGAAAAAAAGAGCAAAGGUGUUUUUCACCAGAUCACAAAGACGCACGGGACAAUAAUCUGUGUGUCUACGGGAGUGGUGCUUCUGCUCCUCAUCGUCUCCAUCCUGGUUCAAGUCAAACAACCGCGAAAAAAGGUGCUGGUGCGUAAGAAUAACCUGUUCCAGCGAGGAGACUUACAGGAGGCGUUUGACCCGCCACAUUAUGAGCUCUUUACUCUCCGGGACAAGGAGAUGUCGGGUGAUCUCGGAGAAUUAUCAGAAGAGCUUCAAUCCCUGCAGGCGCUCAGGAGAUCGUCGUCAGGCUCACGGUGCGUUCAUGAACACCACUGUGGUUCUCAGGCUUCUGUCAACUCCAUCAAAACCAGUCAGCCUGCCCAUGCCGUCGGGAGGGGAUCCUUGGAGCUCCCCCCUUUCCGAGGGGACUUCCAGAGCUCCUUGCCCCCCUCGAGGGACUUGCACAGCGGUCUGCGGAAAAAAAGCUGGCCCAGUAUGAAACCAGGUCGGAUACAGGGCCAUCACGGUUUAGAGGAAAGAGGACUCGGGCGGCAGGAUCGAGUGAUGGAAGAGGAUGAAGACGAGGGAGAAGAUGGAAGGUACGCUGUGUAUGUACGCAGAGCAGGAGGACGAAGAGGGAACUAUGAAAUGGCCCAGCAGAGAUCUCUGUCCAUGGACUUCUGAUAUAAAAGGCGAGGUGGAAUAAAUUCAAAAACUUUUUUUAAAGUAUGCCACACUUUCAGGGCAGAAAACAAAUAAGAGAAGAGAGGAGGC
Labrus mixtus (cuckoo wrasse) is the source of this 1928-nucleotide messenger RNA. It is a transcript of the gene neto2b, whose product is annotated as neuropilin (NRP) and tolloid (TLL)-like 2b. Lineage: Eukaryota; Metazoa; Chordata; Actinopteri; Labriformes; Labridae. The coding region runs from base 159 to 1838 and encodes 559 amino acids. Gene Ontology annotation, molecular function: protein binding. The transcript has 12 exons. The record is from RefSeq and is a predicted model, not a curated record.